UCAACCACCGUGGAAGUGCGAAAGUGGUGAUCGCCGACGCGAUAAGCCGAGACCAAGAGACGACGAGUGUGUGUGUGUGUGGUUUAGUUAAACCAUUGGCCAUUCCCUAAAGGGUGUUGAAGUGUUCAAUUUCUAUUAAUUUUUUCUCGACGUUGAUCAAACCAACUUAACAAAAUGGAGGAUGAUGAGAAUAUGAACAUCAUGCGUAAGGCAUUCCAAAUGUUCGACACCCAAAAAACCGGUUUCAUUGAGACACUCCGCCUCAAAACCAUCCUCAAUAGUAUGGGUCAAAUGUUCGAGGAGAGCGAAUUACAAGAUCUGGUCGAUGAAAACGAUCCCGAGGACACUGGCAAAGUGAACUUCGAUGGAUUCUGCAAUAUUGCGGCGCAUUUCCUCGAAGAGGAGGACACCGAAGCCAUACAAAAGGAAUUGAAAGAAGCCUUCCGCUUGUACGAUCGUGAGGGCAACGGUUACAUCACCACAUCCACAUUAAAGGAAAUUCUCGCGGCUUUAGAUGAUAAACUCUCCUCAAGUGAUUUGGAUGGUAUUAUUGCGGAAAUCGACACAGACGGUUCGGGCACUGUAGAUUUCGAUGAAUUCAUGGAGAUGAUGACUGGAGAUUAAUUUUUGUUACACCUACAAGUACCUACAUACAUACAUACACGUACGCACAUACAUGCAUACAUACAUACACAUCGUGCAACUGAAAUAAAUUUGAAAUACUCCUCCUCGUAGAUGAGGGAAACAGAGGCAGACAUCUGCAAUAAUACACAAAAAGUUAUGGAUCGAUUUUGAUGGUUUUGUUGUUGUCGUUGUUUUACAAAAUGUGUGUAUUAAAAUGAUAUUAAUUAAAUUUAUUCGGAAUACAUAAAAUAUAACGCUCGUUAGCUAGGUUUUACAUAAUAAAAUGAUCCAAAAACUUG
Molecule: messenger RNA, 923 nt
Organism: Anastrepha obliqua
Lineage: Eukaryota; Metazoa; Arthropoda; Insecta; Diptera; Tephritidae
Gene: TpnC25D
Product: troponin C
Exons: 3
Coding region: 175-624 (149 amino acids)
Molecular function (GO): calcium ion binding; enzyme regulator activity
Source: RefSeq, a predicted model, not a curated record